This is a messenger RNA of Dothidotthia symphoricarpi CBS 119687, 1943 nucleotides long. RefSeq names its product 4-aminobutyrate aminotransferase. Lineage: Eukaryota; Fungi; Ascomycota; Dothideomycetes; Pleosporales; Dothidotthiaceae. The coding region runs from base 112 to 1641 and encodes 509 amino acids. The transcript has 2 exons. Gene Ontology annotation, biological process: GABA catabolic process. Gene Ontology annotation, molecular function: pyridoxal phosphate binding. The record is from RefSeq and is a predicted model, not a curated record. Gene Ontology annotation, cellular component: mitochondrion.
UUGAGUAAUUGAAUUGGAGCUGUGACCACACCCCCACACCCCGCCUUUGAGCUGUAUAGCUUCACAAACCUCACAUUCCCCGCGAGAAAAUCAAUAAACGGCACAGCUACCAUGACGUCUCUCCUCCGCACGGCGCGCUGCGUUCGACCGGCUUUUGCUGCUCGGCCAGCGUCGAGAAUCACACCAAUUGCGCUCCGUAGACGGUAUGCGUCUGCUGCUACUGCUGCUGUGGCCGACAGCGGAGAGCAGCCAUACUUCCCUGAUGAGCCCCGCGAGCCCAUCAUCCAGACGUCGAUUCCAGGGCCGGAGAGCAAGAAGGCAAUUGAGCGUCUGGGCAAGGUGUUUGACACGAGGAGCUUGAACAUGAUGGCCGACUACCAGCGGAGCUAUGGCAACUACAUCGCUGACCUGGACGGAAAUGUGCUCCUCGAUGUCUAUGCCCAGAUCGCCUCGAUCCCUGUGGGAUACAACAACGCUUCGCUGCAGCUUGCGGCUACGUCGCCUGAGAUGGCGUCGGCACUCAUCAACCGCCCUGCGCUCGGCAACUUCCCCCAGCACGACUGGGCUGAGAUUCUCGAGACGGGCAUCCUGUCGGUGGCUCCCAAGGGCUUAGACCAGGUAUUCACGGGCCAGUCGGGCUCCGACGCCAACGAGCUCGCAUACAAGGCCGCCUUUAUGUGGAAGCGCCAGCAGCAGCGAGGCGGCGCAGACGUCGAUUUCUCGGCAGAAGACAUCAGCUCAGCCAUGAACAACCAAUCCCCCGGCGCCCCCGACCUCUCCAUCCUGUCCUUCACCUCGGCCUUCCACGGCCGUCUCUUCGGCAGCCUGUCCACGACGCGCUCCAAGCCCAUCCACAAGCUCGACAUCCCCGCCUUCGACUGGCCGCAAGCCCCCUUCCCCGCCCUCAAGUACCCACUCGACCAAUUCGCCGCCGAGAACGCCGCCGAAGAGCAGCGCUGCCUCGACGAAACAGAGCGCCUAAUAAAAGAAUGGCACGCCCCACCCGCCGCCAUAAUCGUCGAGCCCGUCCAAUCCGAAGGCGGCGACAACCACGCCUCCCCCUCCUUCUUCCGCGGCCUACGCGCCCUCACAAAGAAACACGACAUCCUCUUCAUCGUCGACGAAGUCCAAACCGGCGUCGGCGCGACAGGAAAAUUCUGGGCCCACGAGCACUGGAACCUCACCUCGCCCCCGGACAUGGUCACUUUCUCCAAGAAAGCCCAAACAGCAGGCUACUACUUCGGGAAUAACGAGCUGCGCCCUAAUAAACCAUAUCGCCAGUUCAACACCUGGAUGGGCGACCCCGCGCGCGCUAUCCUCUUCCGCGCUAUUAUUCAGGAAAUCGAGCGCCUUAAUCUUGUUGAGAGUACUGCCCAAACAGGCGAUUAUCUGUACAACGGUCUGGCGCGCCUCGCGGAGCAGUACCCACAGGACAUCCAGAACUUGCGUGGUAGGGGCCAGGGCACGUUUAUCGCCUGGGACAGCCAUAGGCGCGACGACGUGCUGAGGAAGGGCAAGGGCGUUGGGAUUAAUAUUGGGGGUUCGGGGGAGAGGGCUGUUAGACUUAGGCCUAUGCUUAUCUUUCAGAGGUUUCAUGCUGAUUUGCUGUUGGAGCGGUUGGAGAGGGUUUUUAAGUCGUAGGUGGUGGGGUACGGCUGUGAUGGAUGAACGGAGUUGGGUAGGGCGUUCUUCUUCUUCUUCUUCUUCUUCUUGUUUUUACCCUUGCGUGGGAGGUUUCUAUCUGCUUUACUGCACUUUGCUUUCGGAAUCAGAUGGGAUGGGAAGGGAUGGGAUGGGAUGAUGGAAAUUCCCUACGGCUUGUACAUUGUCAAGCAUAGCUAGCUAGCUAGCGUAACGAAGGAUGAAGCACUCAGGCGUGGACAUGGAAUGGAUAAAUGAACGAAUAAAUGAACACCAAAUAAGCGAAUGAAUAAACGAAUAUA